AUGGCGUUCCAGGCUCUGCUCUCAACCGUGACGGCGGCGCUGGUGUGCGCCUCGUCCGUCCAGGCGUAUGUGCUUCCGCUGCAGGCCAACACUGAAUUCCGGGGCGAUCUGGCCGAGGCCAAGGCUUUCCGACUCGCCAGCCGAUCGCUCAACGAUGCCUCGCAGGCUGGAUCCAUCUCGGUGCCCAUGUACAAGAGGCACGGCGCUCUGCACCCGGACGUGAGCAAGCGCGACCCCGAAGUUAUGAGGAGCUGGGCCUUCCGACAGGGCGAGAUCAUGAAGGCCAAGUACGGCGCCAACGCCGCCCACCAGAAGCGUCAGACCAUCGGACUUACCGAUGUGGGGCCUGACAGCUACUACUUCGCCCAACUUUCGGUCGGAACACCCGCUCAAAACUUCAACGUGGUGCUCGACACGGGCUCGGCCGAUUUCUGGCUCGUAGACUCGCAGUGCGGCACUGCGCAGAACUGCGACUCGGAUCUGAACAAGUUCAACGCCCAGAGCUCCUCCACCUACGUCGGCUCCAGCGCUCCCUUCCAGAUCACCUACGGCACCGGUGCCGUUCGUGGCACCCUCGCCGCCGACAAGGUCUCGCUCGCCGGCUACACGGUCAACAACCUCACCUUCGCCGAGGCUGCCGCCGUGGCUUCCAACACGGUCGAGUACCCGACCUCGGGCAUCAUGGGCAUGGGCUUCCAGUCGCUCUCGACCAGCGGCGCCACGCCUUUCUGGCAGGUGCUCGAAAAGCAGGGCGUGCUCUCGCAAAACGUCUUCACCUUCCAGCUCGCACGCAACAUCGACAACAUUAACCCCAACGACCCCAACAUCAACGACAUCCAGAGCCCCGGCGGCGUCUUCACGCUUGGACAGAUCGACUCGAACCAGUACAGCGGCGAUAUCAGCUACACCAACAUCCCCAACAACCUCCAGAACACGCAGGGACUCGGCUACUGGACCAUCCCGCUCGACGGCAUCACGGUCAACGGCAACUCGGCCCGCAUCGGCAGCAACACGCUUGCUGCCAUCGACACGGGCACCACGCUCAUCGGUGGUCCCGCCUCGGCCGUUCGUGCCUUCUACUCGCAGAUCAGUGGCUCGCGAUCUGCCGCCUCUGUAAAAAUGCCCGGAUACUACCUCUUCCCCUGCAGUGCCAACCUCAACAUUCAGCUCACGUUCGGCGGCAAGAGCUGGUCCAUGAACCCGCAGGACUUCAACCUUGGCUCGUACCCCUUCACCACCUCCCAGACCUGUCUCGGCGCCGUCUUUGAGAUCGACCUCGGCUCGUCGCAGUACGGCGUGCCGCAGUGGAUCGUGGGUGACUCGUUCCUCAAGAACGUCUUCCAGGUCUACGACGGCACCGGCCGCAUCGGAUUUGCCAGUCUCAAGGGCAGCGAGGCGCAGAUCGUCUCGGUCACUGCCAACGCUGUCUCGUCGCAGACGCCUCAGGCUACGUCGUCUGCCACGGGAUCCAUGAGUUCGAUCGGCGGCGGCUUGCCCUUCCCCACUGGCGCCUCUUCCUUUGCAUCGGGCGCGACCGCAACCGGCGUCGUGGGCGGGGGUAGCCUGCCCACGCCUUCGGCCUCGGGUGGCGUGACCUCGUCAACCCCGUCGCUGGUUGCUGGCUCGAGCAACGGCGGAAGCGGCAGCGGCAGCUCCAGCGGCUCUGGCAGCGGCGGUUCCACGUCGGGCGCGCGCUCGACUCUUCCAUCGGCCCUGCUCGCCGUGUCCACAGCCUCGGCAGCAGCUCUCUUCGCCGGCGCGUUCCUUGUCCUCUAA
Molecule: messenger RNA, 1776 nt
Organism: Moesziomyces antarcticus
Lineage: Eukaryota; Fungi; Basidiomycota; Ustilaginomycetes; Ustilaginales; Ustilaginaceae
Product: aspartic peptidase A1
Exons: 2
Coding region: 1-1776 (591 amino acids)
Biological process (GO): proteolysis
Molecular function (GO): aspartic-type endopeptidase activity
Source: RefSeq, a predicted model, not a curated record